UGCUGCUGCUGCUGCUGCUGCUGCUGCUGCUGCUACUGCUGCUGCGGCUGUCUGGUCUGUCAGAGUUGAAAAGGGCUGUGAGGUUUAGAGGAACUGCAGUCCUGAAGACUGAACGCUGCUAAGUGGCCUCCCUGUCAGAAUAGCGAGAUUUUCUGCAGCGUUGGAAACUUGGACCUCUUACCACUUCAUCUGCCCAGAAAAGCAAGCAGCUCUACAGUCAAUAAGAAAACAGAUCUGCCGCGACCAAGGUGGGCACUGAAGAGAAGAUGUUUUAAGAAGUCCCUAUUGCAGAGAAACUUCAACCACUAAGGAUGGAAAACGAGACAGCCGGUGAACUGAACCAAACCCAGCUCCAGCCUCGAGCAGUGAUGACCCUUGAAUAUCAAGUGGUCACCAUCUUGCUUGUACUCAUUAUUUGUGGUCUAGGCAUUGUGGGCAACAUCAUGGUAGUCUUGGUGGUCCUGAGAACCAAGCACAUGAGGACACCCACAAACUGCUACCUGGUGAGUCUGGCAGUGGCCGAUCUUAUGGUCCUGGUGGCUGCGGGCCUCCCCAACAUUACAGACAGCAUCUACGGUUCCUGGGUCUAUGGCUAUGUUGGCUGCCUCUGCAUUACUUACCUUCAGUACUUGGGAAUUAAUGCAUCCUCUUGUUCAAUAACAGCCUUUACCAUUGAAAGGUACAUAGCAAUCUGUCACCCCAUCAAAGCCCAGUUUCUCUGCACAUUUUCCAGAGCCAAAAAGAUCAUCAUCUUUGUCUGGGCUUUCACAUCCAUUUACUGUAUGCUCUGGUUCUUCCUGCUGGAUCUCAACAUUAGCACCUACAAAGAUGCUACUGUGGUGUCUUGUGGCUACAAGAUCUCCAGGAAUUACUACUCACCUAUUUAUUUAAUGGACUUCGGUGUGUUUUAUGUUGUGCCAAUGAUCCUGGCCACUGUCCUCUAUGGAUUCAUAGCUAGAAUCCUCUUCUUAAAUCCCAUUCCUUCAGACCCUAAAGAAAACUGUAAGACGCUGAAAAACAACUCAACCCAUCAGAACAAGAAUGUGAACUUAAAUACCUCUAACAGAUGUUUCAACAGCACUGUGUCUUCAAGGAAGCAGGUCACCAAGAUGCUGGCAGUGGUUGUAAUCCUUUUUGCCCUUUUAUGGAUGCCCUACAGGACCCUUGUGGUUGUCAACUCAUUUCUCUCCAGCCCUUUCCAAGAAAAUUGGUUCUUGCUCUUUUGCAGAAUUUGCAUUUAUCUCAACAGUGCCAUCAACCCAGUGAUUUACAACCUCAUGUCCCAGAAAUUCCGUGCAGCCUUCAGAAAGCUCUGCAACUGCAAGCAGAAGCCAGCAGAAAAGCCGGCCAGUUACAGUGUGGCCCUGAGUUACAGCGUCAUCAAGGAGUCAGAGCACUACAGCACAGAGCUGGAUGACAUCGCUGUCACCGACCCUUACUUGUCUGCCACAAAAGUGUCCUUUGAUGAUACCUGCUUGGCUUCUGAGGUAACUUUCAGCCAAAGUUGAUUUGUGAGUCACAAGAAAAUGGACCACAGAGUAAAUGAGAAUCUCUGCAGCUUUGGACAGAGGAAGACACAGCCAAUGUUUGUAUCAGAAGGCAGAGCAGUCUUCACCACUGCUCUGAUGAGUGAUUCAGAUUGCUUUUCUUAAAAAACAAGCAUCACAAAAAAAAUGGGGCAAAUCUGGAAAAUGGCUAGAUGGUGAAAACUAAAAGCCUAUCACCUUUCAUUUACUUGGGGAAAUUACUAUAUUUUCUGGGGUUAUGAAAUUACAAU
Messenger RNA from Fukomys damarensis (Damara mole-rat), 1777 nucleotides. RefSeq names its product thyrotropin releasing hormone receptor (gene Trhr). The coding region runs from base 312 to 1508 and encodes 398 amino acids. The transcript has 3 exons. The record is from RefSeq and is a predicted model, not a curated record. Gene Ontology annotation, cellular component: membrane. Lineage: Eukaryota; Metazoa; Chordata; Mammalia; Rodentia; Bathyergidae. Gene Ontology annotation, biological process: phospholipase C-activating G protein-coupled receptor signaling pathway. Gene Ontology annotation, molecular function: thyrotropin-releasing hormone receptor activity.